Molecule: messenger RNA, 468 nt
Organism: Callorhinus ursinus (northern fur seal)
Lineage: Eukaryota; Metazoa; Chordata; Mammalia; Carnivora; Otariidae
Source: RefSeq, a predicted model, not a curated record
UGAGUGCGAUUGGGAAGGCAUUAGUGCCCAGGGGCCACAAUCCAGCUUGCUGGAAGGAAACUUGGGGACAUCUGUAAGGAGAGGAAAAGGAAGGACCUGAGGAGAAACAAUAAAGGAGGGCAUUAUAGAUCCUUUGGAGCCAAGGACUAGAACUGACUUGCAAGACCUGUACCGACGAGGGGUUUCACGAGCACACUCCUUUGCCAAGAUCUUGGUGAAUAAUCUUUCACCAUGUUCUUGUGUCCUGGACAUUGUUCUACCUGUUAUCAUGAUCAUGCUUGGCUGGAUUCUUUUUGUUGCAUUUGCAUAUUACAUGGGCACAUUUCUGGAGUUCACUCCUCCAGCUCUGAAGUGGAAAGAGAAGUGGCCUGAGGAGAGCAAGGCACAACUGAGGACCCAGGCUUUGGAUGAAGAACCACAACUAUGAGAACCAUGUCGAAGGGAUAGAAGUAUCCCACAGAAAGGACC